AGCAGCACCACCACCACCGGCCCCGGGAGCCACGAGGCUGGCCAGGCCAUGGAGAGCCCGGCGGAGAACCCGAGCAAGGCGGCGGAGUACCUCAAGGAGCUGAACAAGAUCAUCGAGACGCAGCAGGAACUGCUGGAGAAGCAGAAGCUCCGGAUCGACGAGCUGGAGCAGCAAGUGGCCCGGCUCUAUCAGGAGAACGCCCGCUUGCAGGACGAGUACCAGCGGCACCUGGCCACAUGCAGGCUCCUGCUCCUGCAACAGGAGCAGCAGGCAGCACCACCAGCAGCAUCAGCCCCACCACCACAGGGAGCUCUACCCGCCCUCCCGCCGCCGCCGCCGGGGGACAGCCCAGAGACCGCGAAGGAUGAAAAGUCUGAAGGUGACAGUUCAAGAAGCAUUGGGUCUUUAAAUACUCUGCACCAGUUUUGCUGUCCAGCUCCAUUGUACCAUACCCAGCUAACUGUCCCUGCCACAUACUCAGAGUACAGGACUUCCUUGGAAACAAGAAGCAGCCUUUCAACUGAUCCACUCAGUGUUGAGGGUGAAGCUCCUGGAAGUGAAACUGGUACAUCAUUGGACAGUCCGUCUACCUAUCACCAAGGGACAAUAACUCACAGUUCAGCUCUAAGUCCAGACCAUUACGAUCAUUCUCCAUACGGGCUGUAUUCCAUCUCUCCUGGGCAGCAAAGACCCCGGAGACCGAAGCUUCAGCACUCAACAUCCAUACUGAGAAAACAAGCAGAAGAAGAAGCGAUAAAAAGAUCGAGAUCCCUUUCAGAAAGCUAUGAACUCUCAUCUGACUUGCAAGAUAAGCAGGUUGAAAUGCUAGAACGGAAAUAUGGAGGCCGUCUCAUAACUAGACAUGCUGCUCGUACCAUACAGACUGCCUUCCGCCAGUAUCAGAUGAACAAGAACUUUGAGCGGCUUAGGAGUUCUAUGUCUGAAAAUCGUAUGUCAAGACGCAUUGUGCUGUCCAAUAUGAGAAUGCAGUUUUCGUUUGAAGGACCUGAAAAAGUCCACAGUUCCUACUUUGAAGGAAAACAAGUUUCUGUUACAAAUGAUGGCUCAAAAAUAGGAGCCCUUGUCCAAUCUGAAUGUAGUGACCUGGGUGAAUCGGCUGCUAUGAAAUCUCCAGCAGCAUCCACUGACUUUGCUGAUGCCAUAACAGAGCUUGAGGAUGCUUUCUCAAGACAAGUAAAGUCUCUUGCAGAGUCAAUAGAUGAUGCGUUAAAUUGUCGUAGCCUGCAUUCUGACGAGGUGCAAAUAGCUGAUCAAGUCCGAGGUCGUGAAUUAGAGAGGGACAGUUGUGGUCAAACUAAACCAACAAGCCAUAAUGUGGAUCACAGGAAGCUGGAUGAAAUGACUGCCUCGUAUAGUGAUGUUACCUUAUAUAUUGAUGAGGAAGAACUCUCCCCACCACUUCCCCUUUCCCAGUCUGUAGAUAGACCAUCAAGCACAGAAUCUGACCUAAGGCUUCGGUCAGUGAACCCAUCUCAAGAAUAUUGGUCUAUGGCACACAAGGAUCAUAAGAUGGAUACUGACACCAGUUGCAGGAGUACCCCUUCGUUAGAAUCCCAGGAGCAGCGGAUGAGGAUGGAUCAUCUGCCUUUGUUAACCAUAGAACCACCAAGUGACAGUUCAGUGGAUUUAAGUGAUCGUUCGGAGAGAGGAUCCUUAAAGAGGCAGAAUGCGUAUGACCGAGGAGUUACUAGUCAACAAGGAAGCCCAAAACACAUCUCACAUGGCAUCCCAACCAAGAUAAUAUCCCGAGAAGACCCGGAGACUAGGCAUAGACCAAGGCCCAUCGAUAGCCACUUAGCCAUUAAUGGCACAGCAAACAGGCAAAGCAAAUCUGAAUCCGACUACUCUGAUGGUGAUAACGACAGCAUCAAUAGCACUUCCAACUCCAAUGACACAAUAAACUGCAGCUCAGAAUCUUCUUCUCGAGACAGCCUAAGGGAACAAACCUUGAGCAAGCAAACAUACCACAAAGAGACUCGCAAUAGCUGGGAUUCUCCUGCCUUCAGUAAUGAUGUCAUCAGGAAACGUCACUACAGGAUUGGACUGAACCUUUUUAAUAAAAAACCUGAAAAAGGAAUCCAGUACCUGAUUGAGAGAGGCUUUGUGCCUGAUACACCUGUUGGAGUUGCUCACUUUCUUCUACAAAGAAAAGGACUCAGCAGACAGAUGAUUGGAGAAUUCCUUGGAAACCGACAAAAGCAGUUUAACCGGGAUGUGUUAGAUUGUGUUGUGGAUGAAAUGGACUUCUCAGCUAUGGAACUGGAUGAAGCACUCAGGAAAUUUCAAGCUCAUAUCCGUGUCCAAGGAGAAGCUCAAAAAGUAGAACGACUCAUUGAGGCUUUUAGUCAAAGAUAUUGCAUCUGCAAUCCAGGUGUUGUGAGACAGUUCAGAAAUCCUGAUACCAUCUUCAUCCUAGCUUUUGCAAUCAUAUUAUUAAAUACAGAUAUGUAUAGUCCAAAUGUGAAACCAGAACGGAAAAUGAAGCUUGAAGAUUUUGUCAAGAAUCUGAGAGGUGUAGAUGAUGGGGAAGAUAUCCCACGGGAGAUGCUUAUUGGGAUUUAUGAGAGAAUCCGCAAGCGGGAACUCAAGACAAAUGAAGAUCAUGUGUCACAAGUCCAAAAGGUUGAAAAACUCAUAGUAGGAAAGAAACCGCCAACCUAUAAGAUGGUACACAAUAUGAGUCUUGGGGCCAGCAAUUCUGUCUUUCCCUCUCUCAGCCUGACGGCACUUUUUAAAAUUAUUAUUAACUUGAGUCAGCAUUUUACUUUACCUUUUAUCCCACAGGUUCUCUCUCUCCCACAUCGGAGACUUGUUUGCUACUGCAGACUCUUUGAAGUUCCAGAUCCAAAUAAACCGCAGAAGCUUGGAUUACACCAGCGAGAAAUAUUUUUAUUUAAUGAUCUCCUUGUGGUUACCAAGAUUUUUCAAAAGAAGAAGAAUUCAGUCACGUACAGUUUUCGACAGUCUUUUUCCCUUUAUGGAAUGCAGGUCCUCCUUUUUGAGAAUCAGUAUUAUCCCAAUGGUAUACGGCUCACAUCAGCAGUUCCAGGAGCAGAUAUAAAAGUUCUUAUAAAUUUCAAUGCACCAAAUCCCCAGGACAGAAAGAAAUUUACUGAUGACCUGAGGGAGUCUAUCGCAGAGGUGCAAGAAAUGGAAAAGCACAGAAUAGAAUCUGAACUAGAGAAACAGAAAGGUGUAGUACGCCCAAGCAUGUCUCAGUGCUCUAGUCUGAAGAAAGAGUCCGGCAAUGGGACACUGAACCGAGCCUGCCUUGAUGAUAGUUAUGCCACUGGAGAGGGGCUUAAAAGGAGUGCCCUUAGCAGCUCUCUUAGAGACCUUUCUGAAGCAGGCAAGCGUGGGCGUCGCAGCAGUGCAGGAUCGCUAGACAGCAAUAUGGAAGGGUCCAUCAUUAGCAGUCCUCAUAUGCGCCGAAGAGCUACAUCAACCCGAGAGUGUCCAUCUCGCCCUCACCAGACUAUGCCUAAUUCUUCCUCACUACUAGGGUCCUUAUUUGGUAGCAAAAGAGGAAAGCCUUCCCAAGGCCAUCUAAUCUCUGGCCCAUCACAACCACCUCCGCACCCUCCCAUAAUUUCACAUCAGCAGCAUUCUCAGCACCCUUCGGCCGUGCACCACGCAGGGCCGUUGGAGGGGCAGACCCAGGCACAAGUGCACACUCACCAUUCUCAGUACUGCCACAUGCAGAAUCCACCCCCUUAUCACCACCACCACCAUUACCACCCACCCCAACAUAUCCAGCAUCCACAUCAAUAUCACCAUAUGCCGCAUUCACAACACGUAGCUCAUACGCCACACUCUUACAUGCCACAUUCCCACUCACCACAUUCCCAUGUUCCCCACCCUUCCUUGCCCCCUCCUCACUCAGUUCACUCUUCCCAUGUUUCCCACCACCAUGGACAGCCAGGGGCCGCUUCUACUUCAACCAGCACUAAGCCCAAACAUAGCGGCAUCAGCACAGUAGUCUAGAACCAAAACCGCCCUGCCAGCAAAUGUAGCUCUAGACAUAAAUGUAAAUGGCACUUAACAGAAAACAGAAGCAGCCUGUAAAACUGGAUUUUAAAAAAUUCCAAGCCAGAAAGAACUUACUUGUCUCCUUUGCCUUAAGGAUUCAAUAGAACAAUUCAUCAUAUUAGCCUGAUUGUUGCUGGUCUUACUGUUGAAAUUGGUGGUGACCUUCUCCCUCCUUUUUUUCCAGUAGCCUUGAAAAAUACAAUGCUUGCUGAAAACAUUAAGCUACCUUUAUUCAUUCCCAUGACAGUUUUUAAUGCAUAACUAAAACAUAACCAAUUCAAAAUAAAAGGAAAAAAAAUGAACUAGAACCAGGUGUUGCAUUCUUGCUCCUUAAUUGUCAAUGGGCAAAAAAAGUAGACCUCAUAUGGUUGAUGAAAGUACGUAAGUAAACUUUAUAUAAUAUAAAUAUAUAAAUAUAUACAUAUAUACAUAUAUAUACUGUAUAGUUAACAUUUAUGCUUAGAACAAAACUUUUGCAGUCCACAAAGCUAGCAAUAUAUACUUUACCAGGAAUUCCACUUACUGAUAGAAGGGCAGUACAAUAGAUGAACAAUGUAUGAAAAUGUAGACCAAAAACUAGAACAAACUCCAGGCAUUUCAGUAUUCUCAUUUAAAGGUUUUCUGGAUUUGGGGGGUAUGGGGGGCAGAAUCUCUAAGCAAUCACUGCAACAUGUGCCAACUAACAUAGCAUUUAGCAGGUGUAGUUAAAUAUUACUUUGUACAAAUCCUUAUUUUAUUAACAUAAUAUACUCAGUAUUAAAAACUGCUCUGCUAUUUCAGGUAAGCAAACUAGUUAAGAUGCAGUAACUAUACAGUAGCAACAAGAGAUAACCUUUAUUAUAGGUUCUCUUUACAUUUUGGUUACUCAACUUAUUAGACACUUUAAAGGCUGUGAUAACUGUGAACUUACACUAUCUACAUUUCUUUUAUAUCCAUAUAUGUUUUAAUAAACACACAUGAAGAUGUAAAUGGAAGGUACUUGCAUACACUGCAUAAACAUUCAUCUCAGACCUUAAAAUAGAAACAUCCAUUCGUUUCAGCCACAUUGCCUCUUUUCUAUAAGUUACUCAGAUUAUCUCAAUUAAAAUAGACUGGAGUUCAGAGUUUUUUCCAUAUGAAAGCAAUCUGAAACUUGAAGGCUUAUUUUAGUAUUGAGUGUAGAUUUUUAUAACUGUAAUUCCAUGUAGCCAUGUGCUGGCAACAGGACUUUCUCACCAUUUUUCUCAUCACAUUUGUUAGUUUUACCCAGCACUCAGCAGGCUGAGUCUAUGCUCAAACUGUCAUAGUCUAGUUAGUCGCAAGACAUCUUGUAAAAUCCAGCUGUGCUCUUGUUGCUUAUGUGUUGUAAUGAGUCAUUUGCAAAUCCAUAUGAGAUUUUUUUUGUAUCCCUAAACCCUAUUUUUUUAAAAAAGAAAAUCAUACAUGGAGCAUACUUUAUAGUUUCAGCAUUUUGAGCCACCUCAGUCACAAGGACUGUACAUCUGACUGGUGGAAACGAAAAGAACCGCGGAACUGCAUCGGCAGAAUUGUGAAUGUGGUUUAAAAGAAGCAGAAGGAAAAAGUUCCAGUGACAGAUGGGUAAAACAAAACAAAAAUGAUUAUUGCUUCUGAAUGUUGAAGUGAUGUGUGAAGAUGACUUUAUUGUACUGGUUAUUUCUAAUGUCUCCUGUUUGUCUGUUUGUUGUUCUUUCUCUCUCUCUCUCUCUCUCUCUCUCUCUCUCUCCUCCCCCCUCUUCAUGCAAUGGAUUAUACCAUGGCUACCAGCAAAACUGAAAACUGAGUACUGUACAGUACUUUUGUUAACUUGCAUUCAACACAAGCAUUCACCUAGAGUUAUAUUAUUUUCAAUGUGUGCAAUAUUUUUUCUACAAAAUAACUUCAUAUGAAAUAAAGUAAUAAAAAUAAAUCAAAUAGUCAACCAGUCUGUCCAAAAUGGUGCAGAUUACCUAAGAGGGCUCAUAUCAGCCCCCUGAGGGUCUGUUCCUUGCAAUUUAAACUGUUUUGUUCCUAUAAGAGAUAAUAGAACUGUCUGCAUGUCAUCUAAUGUUAAUAGUGUUGAAGAUACACUCUACAUAUUGUAUAUUUGCAAAAUAUAUCAGUGUUACUGUUGAUAUUAGUUGAAGUAAAGUGAUAACAUAUUUAAAUAUGUAGGCUUUUCUUCAGACCUUUGUACCAAUAGUAGAGUCUAACUAUAAUUUAUAAGUUUUCCCAGAAAAGAUACAAUUGGUGGUGGACACUUUUAUCCUUUGUAUUGCUCACUGUAUGUUCUGCAUGAACCAAGCUCAAAGCACAAGCUCAGAAUGUCUGUCCAUCUUUUUUUUAAUUUGAUAUCCUAAAAGCUAUUUUUAAAAUACAUUGACCAUUUUUUUCUGCCAAUUAUUCCAUUCCCUCAGGUAACUUCAUGAAUUAUGUCAAGAUUUGCUUCAUAUGCAUGUAGUAAGGUACAAACUGAAGUGAUAUCCUAUUGUAUGUAUAUGGAACAUAAAAUUGUAAUGAAAUCAUACUUGAACAAAUCAUGAAACACACAAGAAACUGCCUAAUCUGAGGUCUUCUGUUGCUGUGGUUUUAAUGUAUUUUCAAAGCUUAAAUCCAGCAUCAUGCUGAUGUCGCAGUUUCAGCACAAUGGAAAUCUCUUCCCCUUUCCUCCUCCUCGCAGUUCUCUAUACCCUCUCCAAAACUGGCUGCAGCUCUGUAAACCUCCAGAGCUGGUUUGGGGGGCUUACAAGGGUCUGUAGUGGGAUGAGGAGAGAUUGUCUAUUUCUGCUGUUCUGUCAAUGGAACUCCAGUAUUAGAUAAUGCCCCAAACUUUGCUGAUUUUUAGAGGACUACUCUGAAAUACUAGAAUAUCUUUCCAAACAACAGUACAGUAUCUUUUUCCCCUGCAGUGUUCCCAGCUUGGUACCCCAAAUGUUCUUGGACUAAAACUCCCAGGAGCUUUCCUCACUAGCUGCGCUGGUCAGGAUUUCUAGGAGUUGUAAUCCAGGAACAUCUGGGGACCCAAGGUUGGGAACCACUGCCCUAGAGGAGGAAAAUGACGGUGAUCACAGUUGGGUUCUUUGUGCUGUGGGAGAUUGAAAUCAUUAUGUUACACAAUAAAAUAGGUGGUUUUUUUUUUACAUUUUUCUUAAUGAUUAAAAAUCAGUACAAGCCACUACUGAGCCAUAUUUCUUUCUUCCCCUGGAUAAAUUAAUAUCAGUAAAAACAACCAUCCAAUGACGUUAAAGGGAAGACUGAAUAACCAAAAUAUCUUUUGUGGGACAACAGUCAAAUAUGUAUUUGCUUUUUUUAAUCCUUUUAAGUUAAGAAUGAAGUGUACAACAAUGUAAAAAGAAAACAAAAUAAUCCUAAUAUAAUGUACAUGUCUUGUAUUGCUAAAAAAACAAAGUCUUCAAGCAUACCAUUGUAGAAAGAUUUUUCCCAUCAAGCACUGCAUGCAGCAGAAGCCUCUUGUUUCUUGGUUUUAAAAUGAGCUGAAGACAGUCAGCAGCUAUUUAAACAAUGACUCUCUACAUGUUGACGUGCUGUUCCAUAUAAAGCUGUGCGUUUCCUGCAAUUAAGCAUGCAUUUUGCUGUUUCCGUUGUUAAGUAUCAUCACACCUUGCCUGCAAGAAGAGUAAUUGUGUAUAUAGUUAAAAGGAAAACAAAACUUGACCAAUAAGAUGAAAUUUUGAGGGAGGGAAAAGGGUAACGGAAACAGGACCAAGUAGGGAAAAUAGCUAAUUCUCUAAAUUGUAUAUAGUGUGUAAAUUAGUAUUAAUAUAAGUCUGCAGUCACUUUCAGGUUGCACACAGUACCUGUCUCCUGCUAGGAACUUUAAUCCCAGCAUCGAGAAGUAGUAAACUGUUAGAAUUAGGUCUUGAAUGCAGACUAUUAAAAAAAAACCUUCAAGAAACAUCAUGCUCACAAGAAGCUUCUGUUAUGGGAGGCUCGAGACCCAUUUUGUAACUGUUGGGAAGGAAAGAGUGCUUUCAUUUUAAUAUGCAUUGUUUGUAAGUAGUAUCAGACCUUAUCGUUGUAAAAUUAUAACUGUGAUUAUGUGAGAAAUCAAAUAAAUCACUUUGAACUCA
Pogona vitticeps (central bearded dragon) is the source of this 8117-nucleotide messenger RNA. The record is from RefSeq and is a predicted model, not a curated record. Lineage: Eukaryota; Metazoa; Chordata; Lepidosauria; Squamata; Agamidae.